Capronia coronata CBS 617.96 is the source of this 1245-nucleotide messenger RNA. RefSeq lists its product as uncharacterized. The record is from RefSeq and is a predicted model, not a curated record. Gene Ontology annotation, biological process: ergosterol biosynthetic process. Lineage: Eukaryota; Fungi; Ascomycota; Eurotiomycetes; Chaetothyriales; Herpotrichiellaceae. The coding region runs from base 1 to 1245 and encodes 414 amino acids. Gene Ontology annotation, cellular component: lipid droplet; endoplasmic reticulum membrane; mitochondrial outer membrane. The transcript has a single exon. Gene Ontology annotation, molecular function: 3-beta-hydroxysteroid 3-dehydrogenase (NADP+) activity.
AUGACGAUCAUCUUCACGACGCGGAGCGUUCGCAAGGGCUCCGAGACGUUAUCCCAACUCGAGAAGCAUCUCGCAAAACAUAACAGCUCCAGCCCCAAGUCUGACCGCCGAGUCUAUUUCCGCCCCGAAAAUGUCGAGUUGACAAGCCUUCUCUCUGUCCGCGCGCUCAGUCGAAAACUCUUGGCCUCGGAUAUUCCUCAACUCAAUGCGAUCGUCGUCAAUGCCGGGAUAGGAGGGUGGUCUGGCGUUAAUUGGCCACUGACAAUAUGGAAAGUGUUGACGAGCAUACGACAGUCUACGACAUGGCCGACGUUCAAGCUUGGGCUGGUUGGACUUGUAACACCACCGCAGUUGCCACCGCGAGAGUCUGGCGCGCCCCGGAAUGAGCCAGUGCUCGGAGAACUGUUCUGUGCAAACGUUUUCGGACACUACAUGCUUGUACACUGGCUCAUGCCGCUGCUCUGGGCCUGUACCCCCGACUCGCCAGGCAAAAUCAUCUGGUCGUCCUCUAUCGAGUGUGGCAGACACCAUUACAACCCCCGGGACCAUCAGGGACUGAGGUCCGCCGCUGCUUACGAACAUACCAAACGCUUGACGGACUGUAUGGCCCUGACGGCCAACGACCAGCCCGCGACAGCGAGAGUGGUCAAGGAGUUUACCACCCCAUUCCAUCCGAACUCCAUGCGAGCGAGCCAGCAGCGGCCUCAACGAUCUGGACCGGUCUUUCUGCUCUCUCAUCCCGGGAUCUGCACCACGGCCAUCAUGAGUCUGUACUGGAUCAUUCACCAGUUUUAUCGCCUCGGUAUAUAUCUUGCAAGGCUGUGCGGCUCGCCCUGGGCCAAUGUGACGAGCUACCUCGGCGCCGCGUCUGCGACUUGGCUGGCGCUAGCGUCUCCCGCCGAGAUCAAGGCUAAGAUGGUCGAAGCUACGGGACACGUGGACGGCCGCUCCUGCAAAUGGGGCUCCGCAUGCGAUCGGCUCGGUCGAUCAUCGGUCCGCGUGACCGACGUGGAGGGCUGGGGUCUGGAUGGGACGGGCAAGCCUUUCAGAGAUACUUGGUGGGCUGGCCACGUGGGACGGAAAGCAGGCGCAACAGACGCGACCUCGGAGGAAGUGGAGAACUUCAUCGCAGAGGGUGCACACGUUUGGAAAGAAAUGGAGGCUUUGCGGAAAGACUGGGAGGCUCGGAUCGAAGAACUCGAGGCCGAACAAGGACAGAGCCAGACUAGUAACGGACAUCCGUGA